This is a messenger RNA of Ooceraea biroi (clonal raider ant), 755 nucleotides long. RefSeq lists its product as uncharacterized. Gene Ontology annotation, cellular component: MIS12/MIND type complex. The record is from RefSeq and is a predicted model, not a curated record. NCBI's taxonomy places the organism in Eukaryota, Metazoa, Arthropoda, Insecta, Hymenoptera, Formicidae.
GGCCGUCGUGGCUACGCGAAAACCGUUAUUACAAGGCGUCGUUGACGCUUCAUCCGUUGCCGCGCGAACGACAGAGGCAGCCAGGAAAUGGCGGAGGACGAGGAGGCUGAGGGCCCGAACAACGUGCGGCUCUUUCGGAUUGCCAUCUCCAACAGCCUGAAGAACAUAGCCGAGUCCGUUAGCGAGAGCGAUUUCCUCGAGAUAUUCACGGUUCUCAAGUCGAAACCCAGCAGCGUCCGGAAGCUGCAUAAAACCAUGACGCAGGAGCUGUAUAGCAGCAUGAGCAGAGGCCUGGAGGACCUGUUGGAGGAAGGCAGUUUGCGGGACGCUAUGACUAAGAUCGCUAAGCUGUCCGAGGAAGCUACGGUGCCCGACACCGAAGAAGCAUGGCGUCCACCCGGAGACGUGACCUUGCACCUGAGAUCGCUGGACGCGCACAAGAUUAAGGAAGCGAGCGAGCAGUUGGAGAAGCAGGUAAUCGAGAUGGAAGGAGCAAACGAGGCCCUGAUGGAGACGAUCGCGGAAAGUAGGUCGCGAAUAUGCGCCAUAAACGACAAUCUGACGAGAGUUUUGGAUUGUGCGCCCACCAUGCUGCAACGGUUGCAGAACACGUACGAGCAAUUAGCGACGUGUCUUAAAUCGAUCGAGUAGAGUCGCAUGAUGGAUCUUGCAAACGCAUUGUGUAUAUAUAUAUAUAUAUAUAUGUAUAUAGAUUAUAAUAUUUUUAUUAAAACUGGCAGAGAUUCAGAAAUAUC